This is a messenger RNA of Pelodiscus sinensis (Chinese soft-shelled turtle), 1135 nucleotides long. Its product is annotated as calmodulin-1. The record is from RefSeq and is a predicted model, not a curated record. Gene Ontology annotation, cellular component: myosin II complex. Gene Ontology annotation, molecular function: calcium ion binding. Lineage: Eukaryota; Metazoa; Chordata; Testudines; Trionychidae.
UGUAUGUAUUCAGAGAAAUAAUCUGUGGCAGAAACGGUCGGAGCACAAACAACAGACAAGUUGGUGACAAGUUUUCCAAGUGUCAACAUUGCUUUCAGAAUGUCUCGCCAUCUUGAGCACAAACUGUGAAGGGGAGUGCUCUUUGCAGAGUUAAAAUGUAUAAAGAACAGUCUUGAGUCUACCAUGGGAUGGAAAUGACUAUCUUCACUUGUACUACUUUCAAUUGAGGGAUGGCAUUGAGUGAUAAAGCUGAUCAACUGACAGAAGAGCAGAUUGCAGAGUUCAAAGAAGCCUUUUCAUUAUUUGACAAGGAUGGUGAUGGUACUAUAACAACAAAGGAAUUGGGAACCGUGAUGCGAUCACUUGGUCAAAACCCCACGGAAGCUGAGCUACAGGAUAUGAUCAAUGAAGUAGAUGCUGAUGGCAAUGGGACGAUUGAUUUUCCAGAAUUUCUGACAAUGAUGGCAAGAAAGAUGAAAGAUACAGACAGUGAAGAAGAAAUUAGAGAGGCAUUCCGUGUGUUCGAUAAGGAUGGAAAUGGUUAUAUUAGUGCUGCGGAACUUCGCCAUGUGAUGACAAAUCUUGGAGAGAAGCUAACAGAUGAAGAAGUUGAUGAAAUGAUUAGGGAAGCAGACAUUGAUGGUGAUGGUCAAGUAAACUAUGAAGAAUUUGUACAAAUGAUGACAGCAAAGUGAAGAGAUUGUACAGAACGUGUUAAAUUUCUUGUACAAAAUUGUUUUUGCCUUUUGUUUGUAACUUAUCUGUAAAGGGUUUUUUCCCUUACUGUCAAAAAUAUGCAUGUAUAGUAAUUAGAAUUCCAUUUUAUGUUUUUUCUCCCUCCAUUUUACUGUCAUUGUUCUGACAAGUUUUUGGGAAAAUUGAUCAGAAGUAACAAAUGUUGCAUGUGGCUUACUUUGGAUAUUUAAGCCCUUCUGCCUAUCUAAAGUCUGUAGGAAUUGAUCAAAUGGGGGAACAUCUGGGUUAUGCUUGUUAAAGUAGCUUUCUUCAGGAAACUUAGCAUGUUGUUAAAACGUGGAGCCUUAACUCUGCGUGGACUAUUGACAGUUAACAAUAUGAAACUUAAAAGUUGCACUAUUGCAAAACGGGUGUAUUAUCCAGGUACUAGUUCAUACAC